GUGCUCCUGCGAAAAAGAAGACAAUCUCAUGCAAGAAUAAAGAAGAAUGGCUGCGCCCUUUAACUAAAUUAUUAUGUGAUGGAAAACUUAAUCAGCUUGCACCUUUCUAAAGGAAAAGUGUUUGUUUGGAAUGCUGAAGAUGCAUGUACUUUGAGAGCAGAGUGUCGUGUUGUAGGAACGCUGGUUGGCAGUCUCCCACGAGCACCGCGACAGAACAUCCAUCUCGGCCUGCCUCUACAGUUAAUGCCAGAGGAAGUGACAUUACUUCUCAGAAAAGGUUUUGCCAAGUUGGUUGAUGAUGAUGUAUGUGAUGGUUCAAACGAUUCAGAAAAAGUUGUAGCUUUCAGUCAAAUGAGAAAAGAACAGUAUGAAGCUCAGAUAAAUCUGUUUCGUACAGAAAGAAGGAAAGAAAUAUCUCGAAACAGAGACAAAAUAAUUGAAGGGAAGAAAGCAAAAUGGCAGAAGAUUUCGGAAGAAAGAAGAGCAGCAGGAAUGAAUGUGGAUAUUGAUUUCCCUCCGGAAGAAGAUUUUCACCUGGAGAAGAUUGACAUUCCACCAAUAGGGAAAGAUAACUCUUUGGUGCAGUUGUUUACAGAGAAUCCAUGGAGAGUAGAAGCAUCUUUGGCAAAUGAUGGUUGGAAGUUUCCGUCAACUGAUGCCGAGUGGCUGAGGUUUAGGGUGUUUGAAAAUCUGUGGGAACAACAGUACUAUCUGACAGUUGGUGGAAAGUUCGGAGGAGACUUCUUGGUGUAUCCUGGUGAUCCUGCAAGAUUUCAUUCCUUCUACAUUGCUGUGUGUAAACCGUUUAGCUCACCCAUCCCAGCUCUUAACAUUGUCGCACUUGGUCGCCUGGGAUCAAACGUGAAGAAGACAGUUUUGUUGUGUUCACUGGACACUAGUAACAGAGUGGUGUACACAUCACUUCAAUGGAGCGGAAUCAGCUGAUAGAGAAAAUAAACUCACGCUUCACACGGCUGCGUAUCAUUUGAUGAAGCAAUCUUAGCCCAAAGAUCACCGUAACCUUCUGACUACUGCAGGCGAGAUAUCUCGCCCGACGUCACGCCAGUCGACAUACUGUACACUCUAUACAGUGCAUUCCCCAAUUCAUAUAUCCCGUCGUUUUGCACAAGACACUGGAAAUGUUUUUUUUAACAUGAAGCAUGCUAGCUUUCAGUUAUAAAAUACAUUGGAAUUGUAAGUUCAAAAAGUGGUUUUCUGCAAGACUUUUCGCUUGACAACAAUGCCAUUUUCAGGAAUCAAUAGCUGAUUGUGACAGCUAAUUUGAUAAUAAAUUUGAUAGUUUUACCAACAACGAAAAUUACCAAAUAUUGGGAUAUGAAUAGUACUUUGGUUUUUUUUAAACAUUCUGGUCAGAAAACCACUAUUAGCAGGAAUAAUACAUGUAUAUACUGAACAGCUGGCCACAGAUGCCAGUAAAUAAACUUGACUUUUUCAAUUGUUUUGCCUAAUUUUAGUCAACAUUAACUGAUCUAAAAUAUCAUAAAAAUUUAUAAAAACCCACAAAAAUAAUACUUACCGAUUCAAAUAUGAACUUUAGUUUUAUGUAUUUAUAAAACAUUUAAGUG
Molecule: messenger RNA, 1586 nt
Organism: Gigantopelta aegis
Lineage: Eukaryota; Metazoa; Mollusca; Gastropoda; Neomphalida; Peltospiridae
Product: tRNA-splicing endonuclease subunit Sen34-like
Exons: 6
Coding region: 79-945 (288 amino acids)
Biological process (GO): tRNA splicing, via endonucleolytic cleavage and ligation; tRNA-type intron splice site recognition and cleavage
Cellular component (GO): tRNA-intron endonuclease complex
Molecular function (GO): nucleic acid binding; tRNA-intron lyase activity
Source: RefSeq, a predicted model, not a curated record